Molecule: messenger RNA, 5188 nt
Organism: Candoia aspera
Lineage: Eukaryota; Metazoa; Chordata; Lepidosauria; Squamata; Candoiidae
Gene: KIT
Product: KIT proto-oncogene, receptor tyrosine kinase
Exons: 21
Coding region: 1-2862 (953 amino acids)
Biological process (GO): Fc receptor signaling pathway; protein phosphorylation; positive regulation of cell migration
Cellular component (GO): plasma membrane; signaling receptor complex
Molecular function (GO): transmembrane receptor protein tyrosine kinase activity; cytokine binding; growth factor binding
Source: RefSeq, a predicted model, not a curated record
AUGGAAGGCUGCUGGGCACUUAGGUUCGCUUUGCUGGCGCUUCUGGGCGCACCAACAGGUGGUACACAGCCAUCCAUUUUUCCACCAGAAUCUCGUUUGGUUGUGAAUAGCGGGCAAGAACUUAAGCUGACAUGUACUGAUAAUAGCCCGGUGAGCUGGGACUUUUACAGUGCUGACCCAUCAGUGAAGCUAAAGACGUUCAAAAAUAAGGAAUUGCGUGUUGUUAAAGCAGGACCUACUGACACAGGAACCUAUAUAUGCAAGAACAAAAAAAACUUGAACAGCUCCAUUUAUGUUUUUGUUAAAGAUCCAAAGGUUCUGUUCUUUCAUAAGACCACAAUAUUUGGAAGGGAAGACAGUGAUGCUCUUAUUGUGUGCCCAGUGACAGAUCCAGAUGUUACAAAUUUCACUUUGAAAAGAUGUCAUUUCAAACCUCUGCCUGCAAAUAUGACAUUAGUCCCUGAUCCUCAGAAAGGAAUCACCAUAAAAAAUGUACAGAGAUCAUUUCUAGGUUGUUACUGGUGUGUGGCACAACAAGAUGGAGUUGAAAAAAAGUCAAAAGAUAUAACACUUAUUGUGAGAGCAGUUCACAAAUCCCUGCCAUCCAUCACCUUAUCCAAAACGAACCAGCUUCUCAAAGAAGGUGAAGAAUUUGAAGUUACAUGUACAAUCAGGGAUAUAGAUAGCACUCUGCAAGCUUAUUGGAUUUUUCAAGGCAAUGCGAUUCUUUCCAGCAAAAGCAAGAAUAUGCGUGAUUAUGAAUAUGAACGAAAAUUAACACUGAGCAUCCGUUCAGUGGGAGUUAAUGAUUCUGGAGCAUUCACGUGCCAAGGAACCAAUGCUUUUGGAACAGCCAAUGUCACUCUAACCUUGAAAGUAAUAGGUAAAGGAUAUGUCAAUUUAUCAACCUCAACAAAUACAACACUGUAUGUCAAUGACGGAGAAAAUCUGGGUUUGGUAGUAAUGUAUGAAGCGUAUCCCAAGCCAGAAGAGGAAGUGUGGAUGUACAUGAAUGAAACACUACAAAAUUCAUCUGAUCAUUAUGUGAGAGUCACAAAUAUAGACAAAAACAGAUAUUCCAGUGAGCUUCACCUUACACGGCUAAAGGAAACAGAAGGAGGUCUUUAUACAUUUUUUAUGUCCAAUUCAGAUGCCAACUCUUCUAUAACAUUUAAUGUCUAUGUAAACACCAAACCAGAGAUUGUCACUUCAGAAAGACUUAGCAAUGGCAUGCUGCUCUGUGUGGCAACUGGGUAUCCUGCUCCUACUAUAAACUGGUAUGUUUGCCCAGCCACUGAGCAAAGGUGUCCAGAUUCACCAAAUGUUUCUCCAGCGGAUGUAAAAACCAAAUAUAAAGAUUCAGCGUUUUCUUCUUUUGGAAAGAUAAUAGUUGAAAGUACCGUUGAUACCAGCAUGUUCAAGAACAAUAGCACAAUCACAUGUGAGGCUUCCAAUACUGUUGAUAGACGUUCAGCUUUCUUUAACUUUGCAAUUAAAGAACAAGAAAAUAGUCGCAGCCUUUUCACACCAUUGUUAAUUGGCUUUGGUGUAGCAGCAGGACUGAUGUGUGUUAUAGUCAUAGUCCUUAUUUAUAAGUAUCUCCAGAAACCCAAGUAUGAGGUUCAGUGGAAAGUGGUGGAUGAAAUAAAUGGAAACAACUACGUAUACAUAGAUCCAACACAGCUUCCAUAUGAUGACAAAUGGGAAUUUCCAAGAAACUGUCUCAGUUUUGGCAAGACUCUAGGAGCUGGAGCUUUUGGGAAAGUUGUUGAAGCAACUGCCUAUGGCCUGUUCAAACCUGACGGGGCAAUUAGAGUGGCAGUGAAAAUGCUCAAGCCCAGUGCCCAUUUCACUGAAAAAGAAGCCUUGAUGUCAGAACUGAAGGUGCUGAGUUACCUUGGCAAUCACAUUAAUAUUGUGAAUCUGCUUGGAGCCUGUACUGUCGGAGGUCCUACUCUAGUCAUCACUGAAUAUUGCUGCUAUGGUGACCUUUUGAAUUUCCUAAGGAGGAAACGGGAUUCCUUUAUUUGCCCGAGGCCUGAAGAAACUGCUGUUUACAAGAACAUUCUCUAUCAAAAAGAACACAUGUAUGAUGCCACCAAUGAAUACAUGGACAUGAAGCCAGGAGUUUCUCAGGUCAUCCAUGCCAAACCCACUAAAAGACUAGGAUCAUCGGCUAAUCAGGAUGUCACUGUUGCCAUCUUAGAAGAUGAUGAACUGGCCCUGGAUAUUGAAGAUCUAUUAAGUUUUUCUUAUCAGGUGGCAAAGGGGAUGAGCUUUCUGUCAUCUAAAAAUUGCAUUCAUCGAGACCUGGCAGCAAGGAAUAUAUUACUUACUCAUGGACGGAUAACAAAAAUCUGUGACUUUGGCCUUGCAAGAGAUAUCAGGAAUGACUCGAAUUAUGUAGUCAAAGGGAAUGCACGACUUCCUGUCAAGUGGAUGGCACCUGAGAGUAUUUUUGAAUGUGUGUACACCUUUGAGAGUGAUGUUUGGUCAUACGGAAUUCUGCUUUGGGAACUUUUCUCUUUAGGAAGCAGUCCCUAUCCCGGAAUGCCUGUGGAUUCCAAGUUCUAUAAAAACAUUAAGGAAGGAUACAGAAUGUUUAGUCCGGAAUUUGCACCUGCGGAAAUCUUUAAGAUAAUGAAGAGCUGUUGGGAUGCUGAUCCUGUAAAGAGGCCAACCUUUAAGCAAAUUGUGCAACUGAUUGAACAGCAGAUUUCCAAUACCACAAAUCAUAUUUACUCAAAUGUUUCAAGUGGCAUUUGUGGUCAAGGAAAUACUACAGAUCACUCAGUAAGAAUUAACUCAGUGGGUAGCAGUGCUUCAUCUACUCAGCCCCUACUCACGCAUGAAGAUGUUUGAAAAUAGACUCAACCAAUCUUGCUGCAGAAUGUACUGUUUCAGAAUGACAACCUGUUGUCCUAAUGGUAGUAGGAGGACUGCAGUACUUGCUAUGUGUUGUUUUAUUUCUAAUCACAUACAAAAUUAGACUGCCCAUGACAGUUAAACCAUUGUUAACACUGUUUGCUAGAAUCUGUAUAAUUGCUAUGUUAUAGGCAUUUGUAGUGUAGAAUCAGAUUUGGGAGUGGGAAAUAGCAUUUUAAAAAAUGGGUAUGGGGUUAUUUUUUAAAAAAGCAUCAUAAACAAGGUAUCAAGAUCUGAGCCCAGAAAGUUGAUGUAUUGAGUGUGGAAAAGGAUAAAGGCAAAUAUUUGAGCAAUUUCUAUUAUUUCCCGAACUUUAAAAUGUUAGAAGUGCAAGCAAAAACUGACAUUCUGAAUCCAAGAGCAGGGAUGUAACACUUGUUUGAGAAAUAAACCUUGAGUGAACAUCAGAGCUUAUGGGCCACUUUCUAGCAUAAAGUUGAGGAACUUAUAGCUGUGAAGCAAGCUCCUAGUCACGGAUGGUAAGAUGGUAACCUUAUAUCUUCUGGAGGACUACAGAUUCCCGACCUUUGAGCUAGGGGACUGAAAACUGCCAGUUCUACCUUGCUUAUCCCUUAGUUCAGUAUUUCCACAUUUUCUACUCUAGGCAGAAAAUAGAUAAUGUGAGAGAGACAAAAGAGAGUUUACAUGGUUCAUUUUUCUCUACAGGGUUCAUAUUCUUACACAUGUAUUUUCUGUAUUUGAUAGUGUUUACUCGUUGCUUUUUUGUCUGUGUAUCUGUUUAGGGCUGCUGUAUCUGGCUGGCAAGUAUCAGGUGAACCACAAGAUGUGAGCAAAGAGUUCAAGCGUUUUCUGUAUCUGUUUGCUGCCAUUUAGUGGUUGUUCAGAAUUUGUAGCUCAGAUACAGUAGUCCUGAUUGUUUCCCACAGUGAUAUUGGGAAUAAAAAAUAGACUGUCAUAUGGUGGUUUCCGGGUUAGCAAAAUACCUUCGUCGGUAAGAGUGUGUAAGAAAAUGUAACAUCUAAUCCAUUUCCUAGUCUGGUGAAGACAUAUGUCUAUUUGUGUUUCAAAACAGAUAGUCAUAUAUUUCUUUGUGUAGCUCUUGUAGAUUGAACAGGUAUGAGCGAAAAGAUGGUUUACUUGUUAAAUUUGUGUAUAUGUAUGACUGUGUGUAUUUAAAUCAGUCAAAUGGUUUUGUUAAUCUCCACAAAAAUUGUCAGGAGUGCAUUUUCCUAUACUUUGAAAACUUACUAGAGGUAAACCAUUUCUUAAUUACAUCUGGGAAAAUCUUAUUUAUCUGUGUUACUGUGUAUUUGGGGAUGUCAGCAUUGAUAUCCCCAAAAUAAUAACUAAUUUUCAUGAUAAAAUCGAACAGAGUAUUAGUAGGUAAAUAGCAGUUGAUUAUUUCAAAAGCCAGUUGUACUAUUCAAUGGUUAUAUAUGCCCAUUGUUUUUUUUUCCUGAAAGUGCAUCUUUCUGUUAAAUGUAAAAUAUCUAGAAAAGACUUCUAAAUCAGUCUUCUACAAAUUCUAAAGUAUUUAUUUAUUUAGAAUGCACUAGCCCUCUCAACAUCCUGUUAUUUACAUUUAAUGUGUUGUUACAUUUACAUAUGUUUCUGUUAGAAGUAAUUAUUUGCCCUAUUGCAAUGUUAUUAAAUAGUUCUCCAAAUGCAAGAUAAUUAAAAUGCACUCCUAAAGUCCUCCUCAGCUUAAAUGCCAUUAGCCUUUGCUCUGUAAUCUGAUCUAUAAUUAAGUUUUCUUCUAUGUUGUUUAGGGUUACAGCUACAAAAGUGUGUCAGCCAGUUUUAUAGACAUUUGCACUGGAGAUGUUAUGCUGUUGCUCCUUUCUAAAUUUUCCCAGGAUUUGGGGGAGUGGCUUGGUCCAAGUGGCGUAUGUGCAGGGAAUUCCCAUUCUCUUCUGUGAAGGGAACACGCUUCAUAUGAGUACUAGGUGUCUCCUUGCAAUAUGCAGCUGAUCUUCCUAUUCUGAGAAUGGGGAAGCCUCUGCAUACACAAAGUGUAUGUGUGUACAUCAAAACCCUGCAUAUUCAGUGGAGUCAUUGGAUUGACCAUUCCUGCUGAGGGGACUAGGAGAGCUAAGCCUCCACCUCAUCUAAAUGGCACCAGACCGGAGAAGGCUGUCAUUAGCCCUGUUUCACAUUCAGUACACAUAAAAGGCAUAUGGUGGUCAACAGCUGAGAGUUUCCAAUCCAUAAGAGGGUGUGUGAAAGGGACUCUCCUCCUUAUGUUAACUCAACACUCUUAGGCUUGGAAAUGUAUGAUUGGAAACCUUGCACCCAUAGAUUU